Messenger RNA from Aphanomyces invadans, 973 nucleotides. RefSeq lists its product as hypothetical. The coding region runs from base 10 to 765 and encodes 251 amino acids. The record is from RefSeq and is a predicted model, not a curated record. The transcript has 2 exons. Lineage: Eukaryota; Oomycota; Saprolegniomycetes; Saprolegniales; Verrucalvaceae.
CGACACUCCAUGGUGGAAUCGAUGGGUUUCGCGGACGAGCGGCGACUCAAUGUUCUUGUGCUGUCAAACAUCCGUGGAAACAUCGAGAUGGUGAACAAGCUCUGCGACCACAUCAUCCGCCAUUACGCUGUCGACGUCGUGUUCGUUUGCGGGAACUUCGUGAUGCCGCCCGUGUCAAAAGGUACGACCACGGAAGCGUCUCUCGCCGCCGCAGAAGGUGAUAUGACAGCCAUCUUGUCGCGACUGGAGAUGAUCGUGUGUCGAGUCAUCUACAUCCCUGGGCCGCACGAUCCGCCAGCAACAAAACGAGCCCAUGAGCUCCAGAAACCUCCACGACUGACUCCUCAUUCGGUCAACUGUGACAAGGUCAAGGUUUCGCUCACAGCCGACAUCGACGACAUCCGUCCAGACGAACUUCAUGCAUCUCGGUGGAUGGAGCUCGUUGUGGAAGGGUCGAUGGAAGACCAUAUUCCACUCGAAGUGCGAACGGAAUACGCCGCGGAAGUGUUGGACGACUGGAAGAACAACGUGUACGCGAACCUGGCACGUCUUCCGUGGUGCUGCCGCAUUGCCCCCAACGCAAAAUCGAGAGAAGGGCGAAUCGAGUGGAAAGAGAAGGGCCAACUGUUGUUAACACCAGGAUGGCUUGAUGCCGGUUACUUUGCCGUCCUAACGAUCACCCAUCGAGACGCCGACGAGAACGACGGUGACGUCGGUUAUGAAGUGACGUAUUGCACCAUCGAGCGAGUGCCAGUGGAAGCGUGAUAAUGGCGAUUAGCGAGGGACGACUAGAUGAGACAACGACGGCGCUUGGAUGCUGCGACGAAAUGGCACCGAGAUUGCUCGUGGAGGGGAAUUCGAAUGCGGUACUCCACCUCGCCCUACUGGAAACGUGAUGUGCGUCUCAUUUUGGUGUCGAUGGGUCAUACGGUUGCGCUGGGUGCGGACGACCGUGGCGGCAUGCAAGAGUCGA